AAAGGUUAAACUUGUCAAGGCGGAAGUUGUUGGCUUCUUCUGCCAUCCUAGCAAAUCCUUGUAGCCUUUAGCAUGCUAGCAGGCUAGUCGUACUGUCUUCGUUGUUGUCAUUAUAAAGUAAAGGUAUGAUACGCUCCGGAGUAUACCAGAGAUGAGGUCGAAACGUCUAAGGAAGUUGCUUUUAAGAGCUUGCCUCUAAUAUAGAUGACAAGCGCUUGGUAAAGAAAAACCGGAAGUGCCAUUGAAGCCUCCAGGUGAAGACACAAUGAGCGCCAAAUAUGGCCUGGUGGGCUACAAUAGUUCCCGGAAGCACAUUUCAAUCUCCAUCCCGUCCUCCACAGAGGUGAUGUCCCCACACAUAAAGUCUGUGGAGGAAUUAAGGGUUUUAGGAAUCAACCUGAGCAGCUUCAGUGCACCAGUGCAGUUCUUUAUCUGUGUGGCUGGAGUUUUCCUCUUUUACCUCAUCUAUGGGUAUUUGCAGGAAUUAAUAUUUUCUGUGGAAGGCUUCAAACCUUUUGGCUGGUAUCUCACUUUGGUCCAAUUCGGCUUCUAUUCAACGUUUGGACUGAUUGAGCUUCAGCUUACACAAGACAAACGCAGAAGGAUUCCAGGGAAGACCUAUAUGAUUAUAGCAUUUCUUACAGUGGGCACUAUGGGCCUAUCCAAUACCUCUUUAGGCUACUUGAACUACCCCACACAGGUCAUCUUCAAGUGCUGCAAACUCAUCCCUGUCAUGAUUGGGGGAAUCUUUAUCCAAGGGAAACGUUAUAACUUUGCUGACGUAGCAGCGGCUGUUUGCAUGAGUCUGGGACUCAUCUGGUUUACGCUGGCUGACAGCACAGUGGCACCCAACUUCCAUCUCACAGGUGUCCUCCUCAUUUCCUUGGCUCUGUGUGCGGAUGCAGUGAUCGGGAACGUGCAGGAGAAAGCCAUGAAAAUCCACAACGGCUCCAAUUCUGAAAUGGUGCUGUACUCGUACUCUAUUGGUUUUAUCUACAUACUGGCAGGCCUGCUCUGUGUGGGUGGCCUGGGGCCAGCAGUAGCUUUCUGCUCAGAGCAUCCUGUAAAGACAUACGGUUACGCGUUCUUCUUCUCUCUUACGGGUUAUUUUGGGAUCUCCUUCGUUCUUGCCUUAAUCAAGCUAUUCGGUGCCCUUGUUGCAGUAACAGUGACCACGGGGAGGAAGGCCAUGACCAUCGUGCUUUCCUUCAUGUUCUUCUCCAAACCUUUCACUUUCCAGUACAUCUGGGGCGGCCUUCUGGUGCUCUUCGGCAUCUUCUUGAAUGUUUACAGUAAAAAUAAAGAUAAGAUGAAGCUCCCCUCAAUCAAGGACUUCAGGGGUUGGCUGCGAAGAGGGAAGAAAGUCCGAUUUCUCUCGCAGGACGUGUAGGAGGGACCCACUAGUGUGGCAGAAGUCCUGCGCAGGUGGACGGUUUCAGUCCGCUGCUCCAGGUGUGGUGUUCGCCCCUCGCUUUAUAGGAGACGCGCUGAAGCAUGGGCCUGAGCUAUGGGGGCUACUGUACCAUCAAUGCUGAGCCAAGGAUGGGUAUACAGGGUUUGACCUCCAAAUCAGCCUCUCGGCCUGCUGACACGAUUAAACUGUGGUUCAGGAAUUCCUGCAUCAUGUGUGUAAGUAGUGGGACAUCUGUAAGUGAAGUUUUCUGCCGCAAAAUGAAGGGAGUGUUAAAAAAAAGGGUUGUUUUUUUUUAAAGGGGGUUCAUGUGGGAUUUUCUAAAGCACCAUUUUAGAGCCCCACAAAAACAUUCCCAAGUCUGAAUAUGUCACUACAGAUAUAUACAACUCUAUCUGAACAUUUGCACUGAAACACUCUUAAGUCUCGAAUCGUGAAAAGUUCACACGAAACGUGAAACGGUAAAGAAAAGAACAGCUUCAUGUAAGAAUCAGUUAUCAUCCACCCCAAAAGGAUUACGUACUUUUUAAUAAAAUAACAUUUUCCUCCAAUUGUGCCAGACGGAUGGACCAAAAUGGUGCGUUACAGAGUUGAUAUCUUUGUAAAAGUGGCUUUUCUUUUUAACUUAUUGGUAAGUUGUAUCUGACUGCAAAUUUGAUUUGUGGUGUGUGUUCAUGUGAUGAUGUCUGGGGGAACAAGGUCAACUGCCAUUGUUUUGCUAAGCAUAUCUCUGGGUGGAAGGGUGUAAUUCUUACAAUAAAAUAUGUAUUUGCUAAUUGCA
Molecule: messenger RNA, 2192 nt
Organism: Oryzias latipes (Japanese medaka)
Lineage: Eukaryota; Metazoa; Chordata; Actinopteri; Beloniformes; Adrianichthyidae
Gene: slc35b3
Product: solute carrier family 35 member B3
Biological process (GO): 3'-phosphoadenosine 5'-phosphosulfate transport; transmembrane transport
Cellular component (GO): endoplasmic reticulum membrane; Golgi membrane
Molecular function (GO): 3'-phosphoadenosine 5'-phosphosulfate transmembrane transporter activity
Source: RefSeq, a predicted model, not a curated record